This is a messenger RNA of Schistocerca serialis cubense, 4379 nucleotides long. RefSeq lists its product as uncharacterized. The record is from RefSeq and is a predicted model, not a curated record. NCBI's taxonomy places the organism in Eukaryota, Metazoa, Arthropoda, Insecta, Orthoptera, Acrididae. The transcript has 8 exons. Bases 68 to 2857 code for a protein of 929 amino acids.
CGUCUUUGGGUCUGUACCUUAUAUAUUUGAAAGUGUGAAGCGGGAAUUUAUGUAAUCAUAGGGAAAUAUGGAAUUCAACGAAGAUUUUGUCAAUAUCCAAAGAGCGCUUAAUAGCGCUCAAAAUAAAUAUGGUUCUCUGUGCGAUGCAUCUAUCACUGGAGAUAGCCUGAAGACCAAAGAGAUCACUGAAAAGUUAGCAGCAGUAAUUCGUGAAAAGUACAAAGAUUUCUUAAAUGCUAAAUCAGAAAAUUUGCAUGAUGGUUUGAAAAAAAUAGUAAUAUUUUUAUUAUUGAAUUCUGACAUGUUUGAUGAGGACCCAUUAAUGGCAAAUGAAAACUGUGGACAUCUCAUUGGAAGCAUCCCAACUGUCAGUAAGGAUUUACUAAUUUCAAUAUUUUGGGAUAUAGGUUUGCAAGCUUAUGUCUAUGAUUUCAUUGCAAAUGGACCACCGUCACUUGUUAUUCAUGUAAUAGAUACACUGGCUCACAAAAAGACUUCGAUGGAGCUGUAUGAUUCCCUGGAAUUGAGCUCCAAAUCAAUUGUAGGUAUAUAUACACAACUUUUGAAGAUUUCCUUAGGAAGAAUUACUUCAGAAAACAUGAAUUAUUGUUGGUGCAGAUUCACAGAAUACUUAAAAAAAUUCUUGACAAUAUUUUUGGACCCAGGGAAGAAACGAUUUGAAGGAAGAGGAACUAAAGACUUGCAUUAUUUUGCAGGUUGUGCAAUGAAAAAGUUAUUAAUUGUGUGUGAACAUUGUUUAAAAUAUUUUGUAAAUUGUCCAGAACAUAAUGAUAAUAUACAUACCAUUUACAAGAGCAUAGAUUAUCCCAUUGAGGAAUGUAAACAUGAGGAACACUGUAGAACUGAUUCUAUUUCUGAAAUUACCAAUGACUUACUUACUGCUUGUUUGCAUAAUUUGUAUGGAGUUACAGUAGAUUUAUGGUUGUUUUGGGUAGAAUGUGAUGAAAAAGAUGAAAGGCAUUUGCAACUGGAUAUUGCUGAGGCAAGCUUUCGUGUCUCUGAAGCUAUAAAUAGUGUUCAGGAGUUCAGUCAGAAAUUUUCUUGUGUGGAAAAAUUGUUGCCCUUACUACAGCGCUUUGCUACCAAACCUAUAAGUGAGGAAGACAUAAUAAUGUCUGCAGAUCUUGCAACAGUAAUGAAAAAUAUACCAAAUGAAGAUAAAAGACUUAAUAGAUGGUGGAAGGCCUUUCUUAGUUUUGAUUGUCUCUGUGAGACUGAAGAAACUUUGGUGUGCUUGGAAGGGAAUUUAUCAGUGGUGGAUAAAGAUGAUGUUUGUAGGAUACUAGACAUUGCUGCUAAUAAAUUGUCUUCUACUGAAAAUUUAAGUGAUAUCCCAUGUGAGAGGUUGAAACACUUGUCACUUAAUGCAGUGAAAAGUCUGGAGCUACCACUGCAGUUUGAAGUGUUGAAUCAUUUCUUUUCGAAGCAGGGUGUGACAUCUGUACUGGAAACAAAAGAAUUUAAUAAAGAUUGUACAGAGUGUUUCAACAAAUCUACAGAAUUUUCUGAAGAAGCAAAACAAGAGGAGUUUGUUAAACAGUGUGUUGCAGUCUGUUUACAAUCACCUCAGAAUUUUGUAACGAAGGCAUUGUCAGAAGUGCUUCAUAACAAGCAGCAGCUUGCUGUUGUAAUUAAUGCACUUAAAGAAUUGAAAAGCCCAUUGUCUGCAUUAACAGUGAAUGGAAAUAACCUGAUAUUGCAUUCCAUUGAAAAAAUUAUAUUGAACAAGUUCUCUGAAGAUACUGAGGCUGACAACUACAUUUGUAUGAUUGUUGCUUUAGUUAAUGAACGUCUCAUUAGUGGGAAACUUUACAUUGAGAUGUUUCUACUGCCAAGCAUGCAUGAAACAGCAACAACAAGAGAGUGGUCUAGCCUUUUAAUUUGGCUUCAGACUUUACACGUGUUUGUAGAUGGCACAGUGAAUGAAGGGAAGUCAUUCAGUAUUCCUGCUGUGCUCAUUAUGUUAGCACAGUUACUUGAAACUGCCAGGUGGAAUAUUUCAACUUACACACCGCAGUUGGCAACUGUUCGACAAGAAACUAUUGCCAUCAUUAAUGUACUUUUGAAUGAAAAUUCCACUGACAUUGAAGAGGAAAUUUUAAAAAGCUGGCUUUCUCCAAAGCUAAAAUCAAUAUUAAGACCAAUAAAUAUCCCAUAUUUUAAGAAGUUGUUGGUGGAAGAUGAAUUUGUGGCUUGUGAGAGAAACCUGAGUUCAGCUCUUGUGGCAGCAAUGCAUGGAAAGAUGGAACAUAGUUCAUUAGUGGACAUAAUCAGAAAAAGCCCACAAAAAGAUGUAUUACUCAAGGCGGCAGUGCUACAGGUGCUGACAGAACUCACAUCUACGGAAUGGAAAUUAUUAUCAGCCUGUGUUGAGAAGCUGUUCCAGAUCUUAAAACCAGAAUCAAAUGCUGCCAUCGAAUCAUUUCACAUUUUUAUGGAUGUAAUUGUUGUUAUAACAGCUGUUAUCAACAGGAAAAAUGCAAUAGAAAAUUUUGCAGCUUUCUUAGAUUUCUCCCUGCAAAAUCUUGGACUACUUAUAAUGGAAAACACUUGUCAAGCCAUACUAUCAGAAAAUGUACAGUCAUCUCUGCAAAUCUUCCAGAAAGUGCUUUAUCUCUUUAAUUGCCUUCCACAAUCUGUGAAGCAUACAUCGUGCUCAAUAUGGGUCAACGUUUGUGCAUCUCUAAUGGGAAGCAUUUUGGAUGGCAGAGAGACUGCAGAAAAAUUACUUACGGAAAAAAAUAUAGCAGUCAGUCUAUCCAUUGUUCCAACUGAGGACCUCAGACAACCUCUUGCAAAAAAGUUACUGGACAUUAUGCGCUCUGACGUCAACUAAUAUUAUAACUGCUGUUUGUGUUUGUGUAACGGUUGCCUGCACCGUUAUUUUAAAAAGGCUGUGAAAUAUAUAUGCAUAAUAACCUUUAUGCAUUAUUGAUAUUUAUAUUGAAACUAUUUAUUAUUGUAGUUUAGAGCACUACUUCAGUAGAAAAUGUAAAGCCAAAAAAUACAUAAUGAAUUUAAUAAUAUAGUGAAAUCAAAUGGAUAUACAUUGUUUUAUUAGUUCUUGUUAUAUUUUGCAAUUUUGUUCUUAGGGAUUCCCAAAUUUUUUCAUGAGGAAAUGAACACCUCUCUCUCUCUCUCUCUCUCUCUCUCUCUCUCUCUCUCUCUCUCUCUCUCUCAGAAAUAUGUCACAUCUACUGUCUAAUCUAAUUUUUUUCUGAGAACUCAAAUUCCCAGUGCAACUAAAACAUAUUACUAAUUAUUCUAUUGCAUAUGAUGUACCUAGUGAAAUUAAUGCAUAGUAUAUUUUUGUCAUCAUUUUUGGAUUUCUAUCCAGAAGUUGUAAAAGGUGUUCACAAUCUUGCACACUUAAAUGAAAAAAAAAAGUUCCAAACAGGAUAUAAACAUUGACUUUAAUAAAUAUCAUUAUGAUUGUCAAUUUUUACACCAACUCCAUGUAUUCCAGCAUCCCCCAUGCCCAAGGUCUUCCUACCAUUCAGUUCUACUUCUCCCAAAAUUCAGCUGACUCCAAACCCACUGUAUCAUUCUGUACACACAUGACCAACUAUAUCCCUGCUCACAGCUACAUCUCCUUAGAGAUAACACAAGCCAAUUCAUGGUGCAGGGAUGGGCACCCACACAUGCCCUCAUAUGCCAAGGUGUUUAUGGGUCAUUCAUUUGCCUGCUCAUGUUAAUUGAUGAUAUCUUCAAGGUCUAGAGCAAGGGCAGACCAUUAUUAUCACUCUGUCAAAAAUUUUGAAACCAGCUCUUUUAUCAAUUUCACAUGGGUGUAUUCAGCUCUGCAUACCACCUUCCACCUCUCCAAUGGCUCCAUAUAAACCAUCACCGGUAUAAAGACCACCAACCAUCAAGAAUGCUUCCAGUUUGAUAGCUGCCACUUGAAGAGCAUUUAUGAAAACUUAUAUAAUUCCCUCUCCUUAAUAAUCUAUAUAACUUUCCCUUUAUUCAGUUUAUGAAGGAUCCAUAUUUCAUUAUCUGUUUGAUGUUUCAUUCCUGUGUAGUGUAAUGUACAUGCUAAAAAGUGGGUUUUUACUAUUGCUUGCAGCUGUGCUUUCCCGAAGACUGUUGCUAAGCAUUCUGCCCAUCCAACAUACGUAAAACUUGCUGCACGUUUAUAGGUUUUCAAACAAGAAAAUUUUUAUUUAUUUAAGUGCUGUGCUGCAAUCUCUUUCUCCAGGGGUUCUCUGUACAGAAACCUACUUUCACCUUCAUGCUAUGGAAUACUCUAAUGACCGUACAUGAGAUGUUACCAAGAAAAAGUAAAACACUGUUCUUAGGCUUUCCCAUCUUUGAUUUCUUUAAUAGUGUUAACCUAUCAUCUGUUUUCCCUUUCUUUC